This is a messenger RNA of Zingiber officinale, 538 nucleotides long. RefSeq names its product 40S ribosomal protein S27-2. The transcript is spliced from 4 exons. Gene Ontology annotation, biological process: translation; ribosomal small subunit assembly. Gene Ontology annotation, cellular component: cytosolic small ribosomal subunit; ribosome. The record is from RefSeq and is a predicted model, not a curated record. Bases 129 to 389 code for a protein of 86 amino acids. Lineage: Eukaryota; Viridiplantae; Streptophyta; Magnoliopsida; Zingiberales; Zingiberaceae. Gene Ontology annotation, molecular function: structural constituent of ribosome; RNA binding.
GGGCCCGGUUGAUUGCUCCCUACCCUUCUCCAACCCUAAUUUAAGGCUCUUCUGUUGCUCUUCCAUCGAAGCAUCACGCGGCCGCCGCUUCUCGUCCUCUCGUGCAUCUGCGAUCUGCAUCCGCGACCAUGGUUCUUCCGAACGACAUCGAUUUGCUCAACCCUCCUGCCGAGCUCGAGAAGAGGAGGCACAAGCUCAAGCGCCUCGUGCAGUCUCCGAAUUCCUUCUUCAUGGACGUGAAAUGCCAAGGCUGCUUCAACAUAACUACUGUUUUCAGUCACUCGCAGACCGUGGUGGUGUGCGGCAAUUGCCAGACGGUGCUCUGCCAGCCAACGGGCGGUCGCGCCAGGCUCACCGAGGGGUGCUCCUUCCGGCGCAAAGGAGACUAGGCACUCUCCUCUUCUUACUCUGCUUCUAAGGUUUUGGCACUUACUUUCAUGUACUUUGAUCAAGUUUCGUCCUUUUGUUUUAACUUUAUGAAUCAUUGUGUAAACUGAUGAUUUUGCUGGUAUGGAACUAUUUGUUUCAAUUAUGAUCA